Sclerotinia borealis F-4128 is the source of this 765-nucleotide messenger RNA. The record is from the annotation of a GenBank genome assembly. Lineage: Eukaryota; Fungi; Ascomycota; Leotiomycetes; Helotiales; Sclerotiniaceae.
AUGUCUUCCUCUACCACAACCUCAGCCGCCAUCAACGACGCACCCAAAUUUUACGAUAGCAUAAGUGACAGAUACGAUAAAUAUUACGGACAUGAUCCUGGACUAUUGGCCUUUAUCAAAUCGAGUCUGGAGCUUUUAUCUCCGAAUGCAUCGGUCCUCGACAUCGGCAGCGGUACCGGCAUCCCCACCUUCCUCUCUAUCGUGCAAUCAGGCCGUAAACUCCACGGUAUUGAUUUUUCCCCCGCCAUGAUCUCACUUUCUCGGACCAAUGUGCUGGGUGGCACAUUCGAACUUGUGGAUAUGUUGCAGUAUCGUCCGAGUCAACAAUUUGAUGCGGCUUUUGCGAUUUUUUCUCUGUUCCAUUUUAUAAGGGAGGAGAUGGAGAUUGUGGCAGGGAAAUGGAGGGGGUGGUUGUUUAUUGGGCAAUCAAUUACUGACUCCUACAUCUUAUCUUGUAGCACAGUAUUAGCAGAAGAUAUGGUAGGGACCACGGAGGAAAUGUAUGAUGAGAAAAGACUAGCAGCAGACAAUGUUCCACAUCGAUUCAUGAGCCAAGUCUUUGGAAAUAUGCUGUAUACGAGAAAAGGGUGGGAGAAACUAUUGGGGGAUAAUGGGUUUGAGAUUGGAACCGCAUUUUUGGAUUAUGGCGAGGAGGGCGGGGUGGGGUUGGGGGAUGGAGAUGGGGAGGCGAGGGAUGGGGUAGGGAGUAGGGAAGUCGGGAAGAUGAAGGUAUUUGGUGAAGGGAAGAGUCACGGUGAGGAGUGA